Epinephelus lanceolatus (giant grouper) is the source of this 3971-nucleotide messenger RNA. RefSeq names its product glycoprotein IX platelet (gene gp9). NCBI's taxonomy places the organism in Eukaryota, Metazoa, Chordata, Actinopteri, Perciformes, Serranidae. The record is from RefSeq and is a predicted model, not a curated record.
UACGACUAUUAUGUUUAAUAACACGUCAGUUACAAACAAGGGAGACCUUGAGUUCAGGAGGACUUUUGAAACGUUCUUAAGCUCAAAUGCAACAGAGGAACUAGGACAGGGAAUAUAUGUUGAGAUUUUAAGGAUGACUGGCAACACCAGAUGAAACUUCCAAGUUGGUCUGACUCUUAAAGGAUGCCCUCCACUUUAAGCCUAGCUGUCUUCCUUGUCUGGGCCACAUCGAGCACACACACCACUGGUCAGGCCUGCCUAUGUUCGGCCCCACUGCCUGCUGGUCGGCAGGUCAACUGCAGCUCUUUAAACCUGGUGGAGCUGCCUCACCUGCCCCCAGACACCACAGAGAUCCAUGUGCAGGACAACCAGCUCACCUCAGUGUCUCCAGGUCUGUUUGACAAACUGGUCAGACUGAAAAAGGUCUCUCUAUCUGGGAACCCCUUCCACUGUGACUGCAGGAUCCAGUACCUAAGGAACUGGUUGCUGGGGAACAAGGCUAUUGUGCCCAAGGAGCCCAUCUGUGCCAGUCCGAGCUCUGUAGCUGACAAAGCCAUCACUGAACUCAGCGAUGACUUCUUUUCUUCCUGUGCAGCACCGAGCUGUACCAAUGGGACGUUUGACGCCAUAAUGGCAGUGAUGCUGUGCUGCCUCGUUGUUCUGCUUCUGUUGAGCUUGAGAUUAGCCAGAACCUCCACCUUUAUCCUGUACAUAGACGAGAGACAUUCAGGAUUCGAGGCCGACUCUUUGUGCUCGCUGAAGCCCAAACACAGGAGGAGGCUGCUCACCACAGAUUCAGACUUCAGCACCACUUCCCUCCCUUGUACAGAGGAUCUAGAAAAGCCUCUUCUCAACAUGGAGUUACUGCCACAAGUGCUGGAUGUGUUGCACAAGAAGCACAAUAUAAAGAUAAAGGCGACCUGAGGGACCUACUACAGUGGAAUUAGAAAGACUACAAGUGGCAAAAAGGGCAGUAACAUGGCCAAGGAUUUCUUUGUUUUUGUUGUUGUUGUUUUUCUAACCACUGUGGCCACGUCUCCUGAGAUGUCCUCUUGGGCAACUGCCAUUUUUUCCUACAGUGCAACCUAUUGUUUUUUCCAGGGAAACACAUCAGAUGAUACACAAUCCAACUGAAAAGUGUCCUACGUUAGCAUUUUGGGUUUCAGCUCAAGAAAUGUGUUCACUACUGACACAGUAACAUUAAAAAAUAUAAGAAUAUUGAGGAUAAUUUUGGAUAUUAAUUGUACAGGAAAUGACUGCAACCUAACUGGAAAUGUCCAGAUACUCUGUGCAUGCUGUGUAUUUGUCUCACAACUGGUGUGGCUGUCUCCGAGAGACAGUUUGCAUGUACUCUGGGAGUGUCCAGUGAUUAGACUUUUCUUGGCAGAGUUUCAGAAAGAAGUAAAAACACCCACAAAAUGACCCUUUGUGCACGAUUGGUCACAAUGUGAAAGUUAUUUUAGUCCCCCUAUUAAUCGUAGCCCUUCAAUUGAAACAUACUGCAGAUUGGUUACUCAGGAUGUGUCUUCCUUGUUAAAAAACAAGCAACAUUGUAAUCCCUACAGUAAUCUUACAACAGAUGAAAUUACUGCUUUAAAAGAUCUACAAGCCGACACUUCUAUUAGAAUCAAACCAGCGGAUAAAGGAAGAGCUACUGUUGUUUUGAAUAAGUCUGACUAUGUUGAAGGGUGUUUAAGACAACUUUCUGAUGACACUUUCUACAAGAGACUGUCUAGCGAUCCCACACAAUUAUUCAAGGAAUCUGUUUACAACACUCUGGACCAUUUUUUUCAAGUGGGUGAAAUAACCAAAAAAGAACUUGAUUUCCUAAAAAUUGAACAUCCUAUAAUCCCCACUUUCUACACUCUACCUAAGGUCCACAAGAGUUUGAAAAAAAAGCCCUGGCCGCCCGAUUGUGUCUGGAAUUGGAUCGCUGAUGUCAUCCAUCUCACAAUAUGUUGACUUUCACAUCAGACCUCUAGCUGAACAGGCUCCCUCUUACAUCAAAGACACUGAUCACAUGUUAUCUAUUGCUGAUUCUCUAAACCCUCUUCCUGAGGAUGAACUGAUUCUCGCUACUUUUGACGUGUCCUCCCUCUACACCUCUAUCCCUCAUGAUGGAGGCAUUAUGGCCAUGGAACAUUUUCUGUCUAAAAGGGACUGCAGCUCUUUUCCUUCAUUAACUUGUCUUGUAGAAUUUGUAAAAUUAAUUCUCACAUGUAAUUAUUUCAUUUUUCAAGACUCCUGGUUCCUCCAAAACAGAGGUGUAGCUAUGGGAAGCCCUUUUGCACCUUCUUUUGCCUAUUUGUACAUGGCUUUUUUUUUGAAGAGAUGUACAUUUACAAUAAUACCAUCUUCAAAAACAACAUAGUGGUAUGGAAACACUUUCUUGAUGAUGUGUGGGUUCUCUGGCGAGGCAGUGUUGAUCAGUUGAAAACAUUUUUCAACUAUUUAAAUAAUUGUUCUGAUUUUCUUAAGUUCACCAUGGAUUUUGAUUCCAAUCAUAUUAGUUUCCUUGAUUUGUGGAUCAUACGUGAGAAUAACACACUUUUCACUGACCUUUUCAUUAAACCUACAGCACACAAUAGUCUACUUAGAGCUGAUUCGUGUCACCCUCUCCCUUUAAAAAACAGCCUCCCUUACAGUCAGUUCUGCAGGGUUAAGAGGAUAUGUAGCAGACAGUUUAAUUUUGAUAAAAACAUGACUGAGAUGAAGAAAAAAUUCGGUGCAAGAGGUUACAAGUCAACUCAAAUUAAUUCAGCUGUGGAUCGUAUCAACACUAGACCAAGACCAGAUCUGUUUCAGAGGAAAGUAAAAAAUAAAAAAUCUUCUAUUAUUUUUUCCACCAAGUAUUCUAAACAGUCUGAGAAGAUUGAAGGUACCAUUAAGAAACACUGGCACAUCCUUCAGUCCAACCCUAAUUUUCAUCAAAUUUAUACACAUCCCCCUCUUGUGGUUUUUAAACAUGGUAGCAAUCUAAGAGACUAUCUAGUAAGAUCAGAUUUGGCCCCCACUUUGGAAUCUAGCCAAAGAUUACUUAUACCUAUCCCGGAUGGGAACAGACGCUGUGGGUCUUGUGCUCAGUGCAAUUAUACUUACCGCUGUAGUACCUAUAGACAUCCACAUUCUUGUAAAUCUAUCCCCAUUAGAGGGAUCAUCACUUGCCACACAAAAUCUGUGAUUUAUCUGAUUACCUGUCCUUGUGGUAAGACCUAUGUAGGCAAAACAAGCAGGGAAUUAAAAACCCCUCAUCGCAGAGCAUCGUAGUACCAUCAGAUGCAAAAAUCUUAAUUAUCCCGUGGCUGCUCAUUUUGUGGAAGCUAAUCAUCCUAUUGCUUCAUUGAAAUACAUAGGUAUUGAGAAGGUUUCCCUUCCCAGAAGAGGUGGUAAUUUAGAAAACCUCUUAUCUAGGAGAGAACAUUUCUACAUACACUAUUUGAACACUCUGGCACCAAAUGGUCUGAAUGUUGAUUACGAUUUGAAAUGUUUUCUAUAGCUUUUUGCUCUAGAUAAAUAGUGUCAGUUCUAGUGACAGAGACCAGGUACAGCUUAUAUUGCUAAUGAUGCCUUUUUAUAGGUUGAUGUGCAGCUGAUCUGUUCUUCUUUUUUAUAAAUAUUGUAUAUUGUGUUUGUUUUGGAAUAAUCUGUGUUUUUUGUGUCCAUUGGGAUCCUGUGCAGAAUGUUUUGUAUUGCAUACUUCCCUUUUCUUCUCUGAAAUGGAUAUUUUGAUAGGAUUGUAUUUAUAUGGAUUGUGAUGUUUGAUCUCUGAUGUGAGUUUUGCAAUCAGCUGAUUUAUUCACUUCUCUGCUGUCAAACACGCAGGUGAUUAGUGUCAAAUGCAGACCAGGUGUGUACACCAGGUGAGCUGAUUGCUCAAAGAAGGCUUUAUCAGCCACUCCCAUGUGUGUUAAGACUUGACAAAGGCCCUGUGCCGAAAUGUUGUCCUAAAUAAAAUUCCUUUUUUACUUGGA